GGCUAUGCAUCCAUCCACGGUACCGUAUAAGUUACCAGCCCUGCUGUACAGUAAGUACAUGCGUGCCAUCCUACCCCGGAUAAUCGGGACUUUUGUACGGAGCAAAUUGGUGCUAUUGUCAAUUCCCGCUCAACUCACAAUCAGUCCCAUCGCCCUCAACGAAUAAUACCAAGCUACUAUACCUUUGCGCUGGUAUCCCUCGACUACCGCCUUGUUCUAGGUUGAGCUAAGCCCACUGUUACAUGACAUUUUCCUGGUGACAUCUCUCUGCUUCUCUACUCCUUUUCCCGGCAACUUAGAACUAAGCUCUUUUUUUAUUCUUCAUCCUGGCACUGUCCGACUCUUGAUCCUCAAAUAUCUCGGGAGUAAUAUUAUGUCAGGGGCAAGAUUCCAAAGACGGCAAGUGCCGAAAGUCAAUAUGAGUACCAGGAUUGAUUCCACGAACCAGCCCAAGGUCAAAGCACGCAUCGUUACGUGGCGGGAGAUCUCCGAAUGGCAAUUCGACAACAAAUAUAUCCUCGGUGGCUACCGGCCCGCGAGAGCAGACUAUAUGGAGAUCUUCACCAGCCUGACCUUUUUGCACAACGAGUCGUGCAAUGUCUACACUCAUCUGAUUGGGGCUUUGCUCCUACCACUCGUUGCAACUACGUUCCGGCGAGAAUUGGCACAGCCUCAUUUCCUCGGUGUGUCAUUUAUGGACUACGCUAUGUUUGGGAUCUACUUCUGGUGUGCGGAAAUCUGUUUGGUCCUCAGCGCGCUCUACCACCUGAUGCAACCCCACUCGCAUAGAGUAGAGCAGUUCUGGCAUGGAAUGGACCUGCUUGGGAUUGUUGUUGUGACGGUGGGCACAUUUUCGUCCGGCAUCUAUUAUGUCUUCUUUUGCGAAGCGAACUUGCAGAAAUUGCACUGGACCAUUGUCCUACUUACGGGAUUCGUCACCGGUGUCCUAAUCUCGAAUCCAUUGCUCAAAACACCGCGCUGGCGGAAAUUGAAGGUGGGCGCUUUCGUUACCUUCGGUGCUUCAUCAUUUAUACCUUUGCUACAUGGAGUUCAACGAUACGGGCUCGGAUACAUGCUGCAAUACUCGGGAAUGCGAUGGUAUCUACUUGAGCUGAGUCUCUAUGGGAUUGGAGUCAGUCUUUAUGCGUCCCGUAUUCCAGAACGCUUGGCGCCUGGAAGGUUCGAUAUUUGGGGGAGCUCGCACCAGAUCUUUCAUCUCGCUAUCCUAGGCGCGAUGUACACACACCAGAUUGCUCUGUUUCAAGGCUUCACAGCCUGCCAUACAUUGGAUGUGUGUCAGCUCCAGGGUGUCUAUUGAGCAAAUUGCAGCUUGAUUCAAUACCAGUGUACAAGCUACAGUACAUACAAUCCACAGAGCACAUAGACUCGUUGGCAGCUGCUUCAAUGGUAUGACGCUAAAUAUCGAGAAGGAAGAUGGGACAGUAGAACCUUGUAGACCUCAGUACGGUACCGAAGAGAUAUGACUCAUGGCCAUUGCUCUUCAGAGAACCUCAGUCCCCCUUCGCUCUGGCGGCCAAUGUCUGUGUUUAUUAGACGCUAGCAAGAAAUCCGCCAAAGAUACUCGAGGACUCGCUGGUAAGAACGUGCUAGCCUGUCCAGUGCUAUUGAGGGUUAUAGCUGUACUGGCUUCGACUAGUGCUUCGAGGGCUGUGUCGGUCGUCAUUUUUAGCGGAGAAAAUGA
This is a messenger RNA of Aspergillus aculeatinus CBS 121060, 1702 nucleotides long. Its product is annotated as hemolysin III family protein. The coding region runs from base 419 to 1318 and encodes 299 amino acids. The transcript has 3 exons. Lineage: Eukaryota; Fungi; Ascomycota; Eurotiomycetes; Eurotiales; Aspergillaceae. The record is from RefSeq and is a predicted model, not a curated record. Gene Ontology annotation, molecular function: signaling receptor activity. Gene Ontology annotation, cellular component: membrane.